Naumovozyma dairenensis CBS 421 is the source of this 1635-nucleotide messenger RNA. RefSeq names its product mRNA splicing protein PRP42 (gene PRP42). Gene Ontology annotation, cellular component: U2-type prespliceosome; commitment complex; U1 snRNP. Gene Ontology annotation, biological process: RNA processing; mRNA 5'-splice site recognition. Gene Ontology annotation, molecular function: protein binding. The transcript has a single exon. Lineage: Eukaryota; Fungi; Ascomycota; Saccharomycetes; Saccharomycetales; Saccharomycetaceae. The coding region runs from base 1 to 1635 and encodes 544 amino acids. The record is from RefSeq and is a predicted model, not a curated record.
AUGAAUAAAUACACAUCGAUUAUAACAGAUGACAAAUUCUCAUUGUUAACCCUGCGGGUAACAGAAUAUCCAAAAUGUUUAAGUCAUUGGGAAACCCUUAUAAGCCAUCUUAUAACGAAAUCCAAACCAAUAAAUAAAGCAUUAGAACCAGAACUAUGUGAUCUGAUACGAAAUACUUAUGAAUCCAUCCUUUUCCAUUUUCCAUAUUUGGAAAAUUAUCAUAUUGAUUAUGCAUUAUUUGAAUUCAAAUUGGGGAACAUUUCCAAAGUUCAUAAGACAUUUAAACAAGCAUUGUCCAUUUUCAAUCAACGAUCUUUGCUUUUAUGGAUAUCGUAUUUGAAGAUUUGUAAUGAUAUCAUUCUGGAACCAAAGCAACUUUUUAAGAAAUAUGAAACCGCCGAAAAAUACAUUGGUUUACAUUUUUAUAGUGCAGAAUUUUGGGAUUUAUACUUGAAACAACUAGAAGAACGUUGUAUCAUGAAAAAUAGAUAUUUUAUCGUGCUUCGUAAAAUAUUGGAAAUACCAUUGUACUCAUAUAGUAAAUUUUAUGCUAUUUGGUUGCAUCAUAUUGAUAAUAUUAAAGAUUUAUCCCAAUUGACCUAUCUCGUACGUAAAGAUGAGUUAUUGAAAAAAUUCAACAUAGACGUGGAUUUCAGAAGAAGAAGAGGUUUACUUCUUCUAGAUGCUAAAACUAAAUUGAAGAAACUAACUAAAGAGUUGUAUACUGUCACCCAAUGCCAAGUUCUCGAAAUGUUUACUUUAUUUGAAUCAAAGAUUACUACGCAAUACUAUACUUCUCCAGAAAACUUAAUAGCUUCCGAUGAAAUCGUAAUUUGGGAAAAAUACAUUAAUUAUACAAUAAAUUUGAACAUUACAAAUUUGAUAUAUUUAAAUUUUCAAAGAGCUUUGUUGCCUCUAGCUCAUUAUGAUUUGAUUUGGAUUAAGUAUGCUAAUUGGUUAAUCGAUAAGGAAAAUGAUCUUCCAUCAGCGAAUAACAUUUUACUACAGGGUCUUAAAGUAUCUUUGAAAAAAUCAAAUAUCUUAAAAUUGUUAUAUACUGUCUUAUUGAGAAUGAAUGAGAUUCAAAAAUUAUCAGAUAUCUUAAAUGAAUUGGAAAAAUCGUAUGGUAAUAAAAUUGAAAAUACCGAAGACUUUAGCCUAUUUUGGGAUUUUAUUCAAUUUACUAUAUUCCUCAAGAAUACUCCUUCUCAAAGUCGUUACUCGGAUGCUACUCAAAGUACGGAGUUAUUGCCAUCGUCAAUAUUCGAAAAAAUAAUGAAGAGAUUAAGUUAUGGUGAUUCCAAAAAUGGGCAAGAAGAUAUAUUAUCAAAUUUAAUCCAAUUACAAACAAAAGAUAACACGAAUACAAUCGAAGAAGAAGUAUUUAAAAGAAUAAUAGCUUCCAAAUGGGAUUAUUAUUUGAAUAAUGGGAUAUUCUGGGCAUUAUACAGUCGACUGAUAUUUUUUGACCCAUCAAGAUCCUACCUGGAAAAAAGGAAAUAUAUCGUAUCUUCUAUUUGGAAAGUAGCAUCAGAUUAUAAUUUGAAGAAUAAAAUAUCCUUAAAGGAAUUUUGUAUAAACUAUUUGACUGAUGAUAUUGAAAUCUUUGAGGAUUUGUUCGACAUCCAUGAAUGA